CCGCAAAACUUUGGCGCCUUUUUCUUCGCAUGCUCCGUCUCCCCCGGAUCUCUUCUUCUUUCUUCUCCCGUUCAACUUUUUUCGUUUCAAUUCCACCUUCAAAAUGAGCGAGCUUACCCACCCAACCAUUCAGGAUGGCUGGUUCUCUGAGAAGUCCGGCAUGUGGCCCGGUCAGGCCAUGAGCCUGAAGGUCAACCAGAUCAUUCACCACGAGAAGUCCAAGUACCAGGAUGUCCUCGUCUUCGAGAGCAGCGACUACGGCACCGUCCUCGUUCUGGACAACGUUAUCCAGUGCACCGAGCGUGAUGAGUUCUCCUACCAGGAGAUGAUCACCCACCUCGCCAUGAACUCCCACCCCAACCCCGAGAAGGUCCUUGUCAUCGGUGGUGGUGAUGGUGGUGUCCUCCGUGAGGUCGUCAAGCACGCCUCCGUCAAGGAGGCCACCCUGUGCGACAUCGAUGAGGCUGUCAUCCGUGUCUCCAAGAAGUACCUCCCCGGCAUGGCCAUUGGCUUCCAGCACCCCAACGCCCACACCCACGUUGGUGAUGGCUUCGAGUUCCUGAAGAACCGCCAGAACGAGUUCGACGUUAUUAUCACCGACAGCUCCGACCCCGAGGGUCCCGCCGAGAGCCUCUUCCAGAAGCCCUACUUCGAGCUUCUCAAGUCCGCCCUCCGCGAGGGAGGUGUUAUCACUACCCAAGGUUGUUCAUCAAUUGCCUUUUGGCCGCUCACCUCCGUCCUUCCCUUUCCCACCACCCUUUUACCACUCUUUGUUAUUCAAAAAGAUCACCUGGCUAACCCUUUUCGCACCACCCCGCAACCAACCCGCUUGACGGGCUCGGUUUUGCGGAGCUCCGAGAACCAAUGGCUCCACCUUGACCUGAUUGCCGACCUCAAGAAGUCCUGCAAGGAGGUCUUCCCCGUCGCCGAAUACGCCUACACCACCAUCCCCACCUACCCCUCCGGCCAGAUCGGCUUUAUGGUCUGCUGCAAGGAUGCCUCCCGCAACGUCCGGGAGCCCCUCCGCACCUGGUCUGCCGAGGAGGAGCAGAAGCUCUGCCGCUACUACAACCAGGACAUCCACCGCGCUUCCUUUGUCCUGCCCAACUUCGCUCGCCAGAAGCUCAACGCAUAAAUGUCGUGAUAUCUUAAAAGCUUAAUGGUCUUUAUAUUCUCAUGACGAUAUUGAAAUGAAAUCACGUAUUUCCGAGCCAUCGAUCUC
Molecule: messenger RNA, 1222 nt
Organism: Penicillium canescens
Lineage: Eukaryota; Fungi; Ascomycota; Eurotiomycetes; Eurotiales; Aspergillaceae
Product: spermidine synthase
Exons: 4
Coding region: 104-1135 (343 amino acids)
Biological process (GO): spermidine biosynthetic process
Cellular component (GO): cytosol
Molecular function (GO): spermidine synthase activity
Source: RefSeq, a predicted model, not a curated record